This is a messenger RNA of Paramuricea clavata, 5160 nucleotides long. NCBI's taxonomy places the organism in Eukaryota, Metazoa, Cnidaria, Anthozoa, Malacalcyonacea, Plexauridae. The record is from the annotation of a GenBank genome assembly.
AUGGCAACUGGGAACAGUGUAAUUGAGAAUAAGUUAGUACAGCUUAAGCUUAUAGUUGGGCGAACCAGAAAGAUUCUGGAAUCCGGAAAUCAAGAAGCAGUUGAGCGACAACAACGAGCUUUGCGAACCAUUGUUGCUGACAUAGACAAAUGUAAAGUGGAAGAAGAAGCAAGAAUGAUUGACGAGAAAAAGGAGUUGACAGAAAUUAGUGAAUGGAAUUCAAACAUCGAGGAAAAGUUAUCUGAAGCAGACAAGGACAUUCAUGACCUGAGAGAAUGGUGUGAAAGUAAGAAACGAGAAUGCGAGGAAAACCAGCGGAAGCAAGAAUUAGAUUUUGAACAUGAACUAUUUCAGACACGCCUAAAAUUCCAGAAUGAGCUACAGGCAGCUAAACUAAAGCAAGAAUCAGCAAGUGUUGAAAAGAAAGAGUCACAAGCAAAGUUACCUAAACUCAUCAUUACUAAAUUUAAUGGUGCCUACCAAGACUGGCCUCGAUUCUGGGAACAAUUCCGAGAGACGGUGGACAAAACAAGUAUUGAUGCUGUCAUUAAAUUCACAUAUUUACAAGAGUUGUUGGAACCUAAAAUCAGGAAAUCUGUGGAAUCACUACCCUUUACAAGUGAAGGUUAUAAUAGAGCAAAGAGUAUCCUUCAAGACAGAUAUGGGAAACAAUCAGAAAUAAUAAAGGCUUAUACCAAGCAGAUUUUCGAUUUGCCCAAAAUUCCGGAUGGUAAUGUGAAGCGAAUUCAUGAGUUCUCGGAUAAAUUAUCAUAUGCGGUGCAGUCUUUGGAAACACUUGGCAAACUUUCUCAAGUCAGUGGGUAUGUAUCGAUGACACUAGACAAACUACCUGGAAUACGUGGCGACCUUGUUCGAACAGAUGAUGCUUGGGAAUCCUGGGACUUUGUAAAACUGUCUGAUGCGGUGAGACUCUGGACUCGGCGAAACCCAGUUGAGAAGCUUCCUUCAGGAAAACUGCUUAAUGUCCGACGUCAAGAUUUUACUCUCAAGGGGUGUGUCUAUUGUACUGAGAAAUCACACAAAUCAGCAGAGUGCCCAAAAGUAUCAUCUGUGUCUGAAAGACGGUUGAUUCUUACCAAACAACAUCUGUGUUAUAACUGCAUUGGUUCAUCACACCGUGCGAAUGAUUGCCCAAGUCAGUCUAAAUGUCAAAAAUGUGGGCGGCGUCACCACACCUCAAUUUGUGAUAAUGAUUCCAAGAGUGGAGUGAAGGGGAAGAAAUUGCUAAUUUCAUGUGAGGUGAAUCCGGAAGGAAUCUUUCCUGUUGUUAGAAUGAAAGUGGAUGGCAUUGAAUGCAGAGCUCUGAUCGACUCCGGAGCAGGGAGCUCCUAUGCUUCUGCAAAACUAAUUAAUUUCUGCUGAAAAAGAAACCAGUUGAAGUAGCAAGGAAACGAGUUGAUAUGCUGAUGGACUCUCAGAAAGCAUUGUUGGAGACUUAUGAAGCAGUUGUUGAAGCAGUUACUGGGGACUUUCGCAUGUCCGUGAAUUUGACAAAGGUAAAAAAGCAAGAGCUACUAUUCGUUGAUAACCCAUGUUAUGAAGAAAAUAUCAAGAAGUAUCCACAUUUGGAAGGAGUUGAAAUAGUAGAAAAUGAUGUUAAAGCACAGCUUCCAAUCCAUGUUGUCUUAAGUAGCGGUGAUUUUUCUCGAAUUAAGACUGAUGCAAAACCCCAUGUUGGUAGAGACGGUAAGCCUAUAGCGGAGUUAACAAAGCUCGGUUGGUUUAUAAUGUCGCCUGGUAGCGAGUUUGACAAAGCCAAGAUGUUCCUGACACAAACCACUCAUUCCGAUUAUGAGCAACUGUGCAAACUUCAUGUGUUAGGAUUGGAAGAUAAACCAGAAAACGACCAGGGGCAAGUUUAUUCAGAGUUUAAAGAGCAGUUAGUUCGCAAUGGCCAAGGAUGGUAUGAAACUGCACUACCAUGGCAUGGGAAUCACCCAAAUCUUCCAACUAAUGAGAAAGGAAGUAUCAGUCGCCUCAAUAGCUUGGUACGAAAACUUGAGCGGACAGAACUUUACAACGCCUACGACCAAAUCAUACGGGAUCAGUUAGAAGAAGGUAUUGUUGAAUCAGCUCCAACUAAAGCCGAAAACCAGGAAUUCUACCUUCCCCAUAGAGCAGUUGUAAGAGAUAAAGCAGAAACAACGAAGCUUCGGGUUGUAUAUGAUGGUUCCGCUCGAGAAACCCUAUCAGCACCCUCACUAAACGACUGCCUUAAUCCAGGUCCUCCCUUACAGAACCGGCUAUGGGAUGUGUUAAUUCGACAAAGAGGUUAUCCAGUCGCUGUUAGUGGAGAUAUUCAAAGGGCAUUCCUCCAAGUACGCAUCAAGGCUGCUGAACGUGACGCUCUAAGAUUUCAUUGGAAACAUCCUGGGGACAAUCAAAUACAUAUCUACAGGUUCACUCGUGCCCUCUUUGGGUUAACAUGCUCACCCUUUCUCCUCGGAGGAGUUAUUGAUCAGCAUCUAGAACUUUGGCGUGACAGGAAGCCUGCGAUAGUGGAGGAGCUAAGGAAGAAUUUGUAUGUUGAUGAUCCAUUAUCUGGCGGAAACACUGUUGCAGAAGCUGGUGUUAAGAAGUUAGCAAUGACCGAAGUACUGGCUGAUGGUGCUUUCAAGUUACACAAAUGGAAUUCCAAUGAAAAGGAAUUAGAGGACGGUGAAAAAACUAGCAGUGAGUGUGAACAAACAUUCGCAAAAACACAGUUAGGUGUGGAACCGAAUGAAUCCAAAUUACUCGGUCUUAAAUGGGAAAAGGAUGAAGAUACCUUGAGUGUUGUGUUCCCAAGUGAUCCACCAGCGACUACUAAGCGUGGAAUGUUGAGUAAAUUAGCAAGAGUCUAUGAUCCUCUCGGAUUAGCUUCGCCAAUCACCGUAAGCGGGAAGAUGGUAUACAGAGACGUAUGCGAUUCGAAGGCCUCGUGGGAUUCAGAACUCAGUGGUCAAAGUGCUCAGGAGUGGAGUAUGUGGGAGAAGAGAAUACCCGAGUUAGUAACUGUACCACGGUCACUUGCAAAAUUCCAAGAAGAUAUUCAUUCAGUGACUCUCCAUGCCUUUAGAGAUGCUAGCACCAAGGGCGUAAGUGCAGCCGUGUAUUCAGUAGUGAACCAACCAUCAGGGACAACUCAAACUUUGGUGGCUGCGAAGUCUCGGUUGGCGAAACGCAACCUCACGAUUCCACGAUUGGAGCUUACUGGUGCUCAUAUGGCUGUUAACCUUCCAGCAAAUGUCCGUCAAGCAUUGGACCGCUUCCUUGUUGUUGACCAACACUGCUGGCUCGACAGUACCGUUGUGUUAUAUUGGCUGCAGGGAAAUGGGCGAUACAAGCAGUUUGUUCAAAACCGUGUGAACAAAAUCCACCAGCAUCCCAACAUCUCAUGGCAUUACGUACCAACGAAAGACAAUCCUGCAGACCUUGGCAGUAGAGGAACAAAUCAACUAACCGAUCAGUGGAUAUCAGGUCCGCAGUGGUUAUCGAACCAAGAGGAAUGGCCCAAAAGCCCAGUCUUGAAGCCGACGAAAGAGAGUAAAACUGAGGAACAACUCGAGCGAGUGUUGUCUACCUGUGCUUUGCAAGUCCCGAAUGAUGAUGAUCAGAGCCCCUUCGAUGAGUUACAGACUGUUCACGCCAAUAAUGUUGGGAAAACGUUAAGAGUUUGUGCUUGGGUUAACCGAUUUCUGACGAACUGCCGGAAAGCGAUUGAUGAGCGGAAAACUGGUCCUUUGACAACGCAGGAGAUCCAACACCAAGAACUGUGGUGGAUUAAGAAGACACAACAAGAAGCUCUAUCAACUAAUACGGAACAGUUUCAGAGAGAUCGAGUUCAGUUUAACAUUCAGAAGAAUAGUGAGGGAGUACUAGAAUGCAGAGGACGAAUCGAAGGUCAAUACCCGACCUUUCUACCGGACACAGCAUCUUACACGAAAGCAUUAGUAUUCCAAGCCCAUUUGGAUACUCUUCAUGGGGGAGUAACCCUUACCAUGGCUAAAUUACGAGAGCAGUAUUGGAUUCCGAGGUUAAGGCGAUUGGUAAAGCUAGUUAGGAGUUCUUGUUAUGGAUGUGUACGGUUCCGAGCUACAUCGUAUUCUUCGCCACCCCCCGGACAGCUACCAACCAGUCGUACGCAAGGCGAAACUCCGUAUGCAGUGGUCGGUAUUGACUUUGCGGGACCGAUAAAGUACAGAAUCAAAGCGAACACUGAUGGGAAGGCAUAUCUGAUCCUUUAUGCUUGUAGUCUGACGCGAGGAGUCUAUUUGGAACUUGGAAACGGGCGAGUUCAUGAGAUCAUUAAUAAGAUUCGUAGCAAGACGGGGAAGACCAAGAAUUAUUUACUCUGACAAUGGUAGUACCUUUAAAGCGGCAGCAAAAUUGAUAAAUCUGAUCAAUAAAGACGAGAAGAUCAACAAUUACUUGGCAAAGAACUCCAUUGAAUGGAAAUUUAACCUAAGUAGAGCACCCUGGUGGGGUGGACAAUUUGAGAGACUUGUAGGAGUUUUCAAAUCGGCAUUUCACAAGACAGUUGGAAACGGUACCUUGAAUUUUGAUGAGCUGUCUGCGAUAGUAUUGGAUGUUGAGACGUCUAUCAACGGUCGUCCGUUAGAUUAUGUGGAAGAUGAUAUCCAACUCCCUCUACUCACACCCAAUUCCUUUAUGUUCCUUCAACCUACUCAGCCGUUAGAAUUGGAGCCACAUCACCUUCAGGAAACUACGUUACGAAAGCGAGCUAGAUAUCUGUCUAAAGUGAAGGAUUCGUUAUGGGCAAGAUGGAGUAAAGAGUACGUACGAAGUCUGCGCGAGAAACAUCGAUUACUACAGCAAGAUAAGAAGACCGAAUCACCAGUGGUUGGCGAUAUUGUCAUAAUUAGAGGUGAUGAAAAGAAUCGGAAUCUAUGGAAACUCGGGAAAGUAGUUCGUCUUAUACUCGGUCGUGAUGGAGAAAUUCGUGGCGCUAAGGUUCAAACGGGAAAUGGAAUUUUGGAGAGAACCCCUCAACACCUCUACCCUUUAGAGUUGAAAUGUGACUUCAAUGACUCGAAGCAACCGUUGAAUCCUGAUGUUGAAGAGUUUCGUCCACGACGGGGAGCAGCAAUAGCAGCUGAAGAACAAAUAAGAGCUAUAAACAUGUACAAUGACGAUUAG